Messenger RNA from Cladophialophora bantiana CBS 173.52, 1032 nucleotides. RefSeq lists its product as uncharacterized. Gene Ontology annotation, molecular function: catalytic activity. The record is from RefSeq and is a predicted model, not a curated record. The transcript has a single exon. Lineage: Eukaryota; Fungi; Ascomycota; Eurotiomycetes; Chaetothyriales; Herpotrichiellaceae. The coding region runs from base 1 to 1032 and encodes 343 amino acids.
AUGUCUUCGCAUCCGGUAGAAGAAGAUAUCGACUCGACGGUCGCGGAUCCAGAUUUUCGCAUCGUCACAACAUUGAAGCACACGCUGUUCAACGCCCGAGACGUCAAGUCGCAGGAGGAACCGGCGUCGUACCGCGCACUGAUACGGCAGUGGAGAGAGGUCAACAGGGAACUUCUCGCGCUGCAUGCACGCCGUCUCCGUGAGGCUGCCGACGCUUUCGGCUGGGCGGACGUCGCGGUUAGGUUUUCGUCCCCGGCCGCCGCGGGCGAGCGAGAAGGAAAUGGUGAUGGCGAAGGGGACGACGCGCUGAUACCGUCAGGGGCAGAGGGACCUAUCAAUCUAGAGUUCCUGGUCGAGGACGCCGCCGCGAAAUCUCAAGGAGACUCCUCCUCUCAAGGCCCUGGCGUAGGGUUCCUACGAGACCUCCGCGUCCGAGUCCUAAUAUCCCGCGAUGGGGAUGUGACUGUGCAAUGCACGCCGAUGGGGGCGGAUCAGCCUCUUUCGACCCUGGCUCGCUCUCUUGACAUGUACACAUCAUGCCCUUUCACGGGGCCGGCUGUCCUUGGACAAAAGGAACAACAACGACAAUCAGCAGCCGUAUCACCACUAUGCGAGGUCUCGGUCGACGCCCAACACACACACGUGUCCGUGUUCACACGGCACAAAACCACACAUCGGAAGCCCUACGACGACGCCCGCGCGCGUGUCCCCGCCCCGCCGCUCCUCCCAACCACGCCGCCCACCGCGAGGGAAGUGCUCCUUUCCAACAGCAACGCGCAGAUCACCGAGGCGUCGCUGUCGACGGUGUAUUUCCCGCGCGGCGGUGGCCGCUGGCUGACGCCGCGGUCCGCGUGCGGCGGCAUGCAGUCCGUGACAAGGCUCUACGCGCUCGCGGCGGGGUGGUGCGACGAAGGAACCGUACUGGUCCACGAGGUGCGGGAUGGAGAAAUGAUCUGGUUGAGUAAUGCCGUAAGAGGCUUCUUUCCUGGCGUGGUGAAGCUCGGUGGUCAAGGUGCACGGGGGAGUACUUGA